Messenger RNA from Siniperca chuatsi (mandarin fish), 2900 nucleotides. RefSeq lists its product as uncharacterized. NCBI's taxonomy places the organism in Eukaryota, Metazoa, Chordata, Actinopteri, Centrarchiformes, Sinipercidae. Bases 1827 to 2435 code for a protein of 202 amino acids. The transcript is spliced from 2 exons. The record is from RefSeq and is a predicted model, not a curated record.
GGAUAAAAAUUCUAAUCAAGACAAAAGUCACUUCCCAGGCAGUUAUAUGUACAUUUUAGAAACAACGAGACUUAAAAACCGGUGGAGCUUUGUUGCAUGUCAUACACCUCUUACUCGCCUUUUUCAUGUCUGCCUCUUCACUGUUGACUGUCUAAUAAAAGGUAAAAAUGCCAAAACAAUAAUUCCACAAAAAAAUUAAGUCCACUGCCACAUUAGAUUAUAUUCAACUUUACUAUUUAUGUACGGAGAUGAGAUACAGUUUAGCAUCUAACCAGAAGUGCAAAAAGCAGUAAUGUAGUGGAACGGUUUCCUGAGUCGGACACCACUAGCUAGUAUGUUCCUGAGUCAGCGUGACACACUUUCCUGUCGUUUCCGUUUCUCAAUCGCCCUCGAAGCAUAAGUAAAAGUAAUUUAUACAUGUUUAAGAGUCUACAUGUCAGGUUUCGCAUCUAUACAUAAACUUUUGCAUGUCUGAUUACUAUACGAGUGAUUUUGAUGAGAGAAAGCCGCAAGAAUGCUUUGAUCAUUUUUUGCUUGGACGACGCUCCUCCCCAAUUGAAAGUGUAUUUUCACUGUGCUGCUUAAACUACACACUCAUAUAAGUGCACAUUGUAGCUAGCUUUACAAUGCUUUGUCUAGCCAAUGAAAAUAUAGGAUCUUGUGUUACAGUCUAUAGUCGAGUUGGAGAGAGGCAGAAAUGUUGAAUGUAUGAGGGAAAAAAGUUACAGCCGCGGGAAAGACGAACAAAGAUGCAUGUAGCAAAUGCAGCGUUUUUUUAUUUUCAGAAACAUGACAUGAUAUAUUAUAUUAUAUAUUUUCAAAUUAGCUAUUCAAACUUAUUUUCUUGUUGUUUAUAAGCUAGGUCAAAUAAACUAUAUUCAUGCACCAUGAUUUAAUACAUUAUGAAAAGAAUUUGGGUGUGCUCUCACACACUGUGUAUGUGUUGAAGGCCAGUAGAGGCUCUUAUAAUGGGAAAUCUUGGUUAUAGAUUAACCUUCAAUAUAAUAUGUACAAGGUUAACCAAAAUUGAAUGUUUUUGACACUGGCUGAAAAGAUAGAGAACAGAGACAGAAAGGGAGAAAGAAGGAGAUACUAAAAAGGAGACAGGGAGAAACGAGACAGGAAGAAGGAGACAGGACGAGUCAGAAAGGGAGACCAGGAGAAAAGAGAUAGGAAGGGGAAAGAAGACAAGACAGGGAGUUAAAAUACAAAAGGUAGGUAAAUGGUGUUUGUGUGUGUGUAUAUGAGAGAGAGAGGUUUUUAUUUCCUUAACAGGAGCAUCAAGAUGUAAAAGAGAAAGAGAAAAAGAGAAAUUGUAAUGCUUCUUUGGUUUAAGGUAAAUAUAUUUGUGUCUAUGCAUGUGGUAAAUAUAUUUAUACAUGGAUAAUGUACCUUUUUAAACCAAAUUUUGAAUAUACUGUAUUUCUGAAAAAAAUGUAUAUGCAUUUUUAGAUGCCUAACAUCCGCCAUAAUAAAAGUGGGAGAGGAAGACAAGAAAGUGGACCCCAGAAGCCAUGGGACUGGCCAUACAGGAGAUGUAAGCAGGCAGGCAGCCGAGCAGUUUGGAGUCCCCGAGUCCAGCCUGAGUAACCGAGUCAGUGGAAGGCUGAUUUCAGGCAAUUGUAUCAAUUACUUUGUAGGUUGCUUACACACACACAGAAAUGACAGCUAAUUUUUUUUUUUUUAACAACUAAGACAAAGGAAACACCAGGCAAAUUCUGUGGCAGCGGCAGAGGUACUCUUAGCAGGUCAGAAAUGUGUUACUAUGUUGAUACCGUUGACCUGGGAUGGCCUCUACCCUCUGGACCAUUGGCUGAUCACGGGUCAUGCCACGGGGACCUCCUCAACAGCUCCGCCAACCCCAUCGGCAUCUUCCUGGGCCCUGCCUCCUACCCAAGAUAAACUAUGCCCGCAACACUGGCAAAGUCAAGAGGAAUUCCACCAAGGCCAGGUUAUUGACGGCUCAGGAGAUGUCUGAUGUCAUCCUAACCCACCCAAGGUGGAAGGCCCAAGCUCUGGCCAGAAGAGACAGAGAGCAGCAGGGGGCCAAAGACACCAGCCUGGCAGCCACUUCCUCUAUUCUGCCUAACAGCUCCCGCCCCAGCCGCAGAAGAAGAGUGCCCCUCGGGGCUGCUUCUGCUACCAGCUGCGGCCAUCCCCGGUCCCUCAACCCGCUCUGCCCCCUCUUGUGCCUCCGACGGUCACCGGCUGCCUGCCCCCGAUGGCACACCAUCCACAGCGAGCCUGCCUGCUCAGGGACAUCGCCAUCUUCCCCCGUCUCCCGGUCCACAAGUGAAUGUGCUCCCUCAUUGCCCAGCUCCUCCUCCUUGUCUGCUGGACCCACGACAUACACUGGUGGUGUACUUAAUGUUAACAGUCUUUGCAUGCCAACCCAUCAUAAUAAAGAUAUUUUCUUACAUAUUUUUCUUCUGUGAGUAGGUCACACCGCUGGCAAGAGAGGACAGGAGCCAGUGGUUUGGCGGUGUGGGUGGUGCAGGAAGCCUGACCCUCCGGAAUCCCACCAAUGCCUUUCCCCUCCAGAAAGGGAUUGGUGUCCUGGGUCCAGUGUGACAACUGUUACAAAUGGUUCCACACCAUUUGUGUGGGCUGGGAGGAGGAGCUGGAUGAUGAUUUUUUGAUGUUUUUGGUGUUUAGAUGUCUAAUUUUAUUUAUCUAUUUAUGUCUUCAUUUUUGUCAUGUCUUUUUGUCAAAAAUGUGUUAUUUAAUAAAUCUGUUCAUGAUCUUCUCAAUCAUUUUCUCCAUAUUUUAAAAAAUUCCAUUUAAUGCAUGAACGCUUAUGUUUAUAGUUAUACUACAAAUACAUAUACAGUGGUGUGAAAAAGUGCCCCCUUCCUGAUUUCUUAUUUUUUUUGCAUGUUUGUCACACUUAAAUGUUUCAG